Molecule: messenger RNA, 447 nt
Organism: Eremothecium cymbalariae DBVPG#7215
Lineage: Eukaryota; Fungi; Ascomycota; Saccharomycetes; Saccharomycetales; Saccharomycetaceae
Exons: 1
Coding region: 1-447 (148 amino acids)
Source: RefSeq, a predicted model, not a curated record
AUGGCUAUGGAGACUAUGGUAUUCGAGGCAGGUUAUAAUCGGCGAGAUGAGUAUCCUCUAACAACGAUGACGACAACAACAACGACGAAAACAACAACAAGAACAACAGCAAACAAGAUGCCAGGUACAGCGCCGGGUAAUGUUGCUGUGUGUGAGUUAGCGCCCAGAUCUGGUGUUAGUGCAGGGGAUGGUUCCGGGUGGUGGGAAGAAGGAGUUGAAAGGGAGUAUGGGUCAACGAAAGUUCAUGGUUUGGGGAGUUCGCAGGAAAUAGGCUCCCAGAGGUCGUUUGACAACGGUCAACAGCGGAUUUACGGGAACAGGGAUCGUAAUAACCAGCUUUCGUCUUUAAUCGCGCACGCGGAACGCAACAAGGAAGCCUUGCAGGAACGUAACCAGCGUUGGCAAAAGAGCAAGCAGGAUUCCAAACAGCGGUAUGGAUGGUCGUAA